AUACUUAAGGCUCAUAAGAAAGCUAGAAUACUUGGUGAAGCGAACUUUACCAUGAACAAGGACUGUCUUGGCUACCACCCCCUUGAAAAGCAGAAGUCACGUUUCGCGCAAUUCACAAUAAUUCGCGACACUCGGUCCCAUUGUGUCAUUUGUGUUGGAGUUGAAUCACGUUAUUAUGGUUGGAAACAGAUGUAGAGCAAUUCUUUCGUGGAAAGUGCAAGAAAGUGGGCACUUACUAUAAUGUUGAAAGAAAUCGGCUGUAGGUUUACUCGCCAUGAACGUGAAAGACGAUGAAGGAGAAGGUGACGGAGGCGAAGAAAGCGAAUUGAAACGUUCAAGUCGAAAUUUGAACGAAAAGAAGCGCAGAGACCGGUUCAAUGUACUUGUACAAGAGAUAGCAGAAAUUGUAUUGCCGGAAAAUGAACGGAAGUUGGAUAAAACAACAGUGCUUAAACGCGCCAUAAACUUCUUACAGAAUCACCAAUCACAUAUUCGGUCUACUCCACGACCCAGCCGGCACUCCGCUUCGACGAAAUGGCAGCCGUCGUUCGUUACAGAUGGAGAAUUCAAUUUGAUAAUGUUGGAAGCCUCCAACUCUUUUACACUCGCAACUGAGAGUAACGGAAAAAUCACCUUUGCUUCUCAAAGCGUAUUGCCUCUGUUGGGCUAUCGUCCCGAACAAAUGCAGGGCACAAGCUUAUUAGGUUACUUACAUGAAGACGAUGCCUUGAGAAUUUUGCCACUGUUGUCGAGUGUUGAGAAAAAAACUUUACCCUCGGAGGGUGAGUCUUUCCAACUUAGAAUAAAGUGCGGAAAUUUCUACGCGAGAAAUACAUAUCAGGUUGUGGAGUGCAAAACAACCUUUAUCUCCCAGCAAAACUAUAUUGUUAUUGUAGGAAAAGUUCAUUACCCUCAACCAAACAAAGUAAAUGUCACCAGUGACUCUCAGUGUAAACAGUUCUCGUAUCGCCUGAGCAUGGACUGGAAAUAUGUAUAUCUUGACCACAGGGCUUCUUCUAUUAUUGGGUUUCUACCUUUUGAAUUACUUGGAACCUCUUUUUAUGACUACUGUAGUCCUGAAGAAGUUUUCAAUGUUUCUCAAUAUCACAAUGUUCUGAUUGGUCGCGGCCAGGUCACUACUUGUUACUAUAGACAUCUUACUAAAGGACAGUCUUGGGUUUGGCUUCAAAGUUGUUGUUACGUUUCCUAUAAUCAGUGGAACUCCAAACCAGAAUCAACUACUUGUACAGCCACUGUAGUACACUUUGAUGAAGUGUGUGCCAAUCAAAGCAAAAUAAUUCAGCGCGACAGAGAACACUUUAAGAAAUUCUUUUCUAAUGGUGAAAAUGAUUCCAUAUCAACAAGUCCUAGUCAAGGUCAUUCAACAUCUUUUCUUUGUGCACCGGAGGAACCAGAGAACCAACAAAUUAAUUUUAUACCAGAGGAAAGUGUAGAUGAAGCCACCAUGUCUUCUGAGCAGAACAAAAACAGAAAAGUCAGUUUGUCACCCCGUCUCCUAAGCUGUUUGAUAAAAACACCCAGCGACCAGUUAAUAGAGGUCCUAAGCAACCAUAGUGGAUUGGAUUCAGAGGAGGAAGUUAAAAGCAGUGAAUUAGAAUGGCUGGAUAAUGUUGAAAUUCCAUCUGGUCUAAGCAGUGUGCAACUGACAACACACUUUAAAUUGGUGAAAGAGUAUCAGAAAAUUGCUGAACAAAUCAGGAAACAAGAAAGACAACUGAAGAUGAUCAGGAAACUAAUUGAGUGGAGCAGCUUACUGUUAGAGUUUGACAGCAAUUUUAGAGUGACUGGAGAUUCAUCUGCUGACUCAAUAUCAGUCUCCUCUUCUAAUGACAGCUAAUAAAAAUUUCUUCUAAUCAGGUACAUAUAUUUUAUUUAAGGACACUGGGCACUUGAAUGUAUAUUUCUGGUUGGUAGAGUAUUCCUGGUUCCUAUUCCAGACCUUGUUUAACUGUAAUACUACAAACCUUAA
Molecule: messenger RNA, 1990 nt
Organism: Porites evermanni
Lineage: Eukaryota; Metazoa; Cnidaria; Anthozoa; Scleractinia; Poritidae
Source: the annotation of a GenBank genome assembly